CGAGAGCGUGGAGCAAUCACGUAUUCGAAAAGUAAGCCCAUCGCGAGCGACUGGGUCGACAAGGCCGUCCCUCGUAAAAUGGACUCCCCAAUCAUUGUGGACAAUGCAACCAAAUUCGGCCGAGGAAUCGAUCUGGAUCGCGGCUUUCCCGGCUUCCCGUUCGACGACGAGGGCUUCGGACGUAGGGCCGACAUUCGCUCGCACCUUGACGAUUUAGCCGCUCGUCAUCCGGAGUUCGCUGACCAGCUGCUGGGUCCACCCUGGGCUGACGUGCCCUUCCCCGGCGGCGGCGGUGGCGACGGAGGCGGAGGUGGUGGUCUCCUAAACCGAGCCAAUCGCAACCGACGCAGCUCCGGAGGCACGGUUCACAAUCUCCCGGAGGAGGACACUCGUUCGCAAGCGAGCUCACAGGGCAGCGGCGAGGUCGAGUCCGAGCGCAAAUCCCAGCGGAUCCCUCAAUACGGUCUGCGCAAUACUCUGGACAUAGGCCAGCAUCAGCAUAGUAUGGAAAAUCCCCAGCAGCAGCGGAACGUGCGCUCCAUGUCGGCGCCGCCCGAGAACCGCAAUAACCAGGGGGAGAAUAUCGGCAGCCAGCAUCCAGGGCACAGAUUUGUUUCGCGUGUCGACAUAACGCCACAGGGCCCACAGCAACAACCCCUAAAUCAUAAUCAACAGCAUCAGCGCGACAAGUCGCCAGCACCGACGCAGAAGCCUCAGCCCCAAUCCCAGCAGCAGGGCAACGUCAGACAUAUACCGAUUUUUGUCGAAGGCAGGGACGAGCCCGUCCUGGCCAAAACGAGCACUGACGAACCAGACUACCCCAAGAGGCAGCAGUCGCCGCCCCAGUUUCACAGGCCUUCGCACUACCAGCAGCACUACGAAAAACAGCAUCCAUCGUCCGAAUGGACAUCGCACUUUCAGGAUCCUUUCUUCAAGGUGCCUAAUCGAUGGGGCUCGAGAACUCAACAGAGUCACCAACCGGAACCCCCACAACCAACGAAUCAACGACCAAAACCUCAGCCGCAAACGCAGCCUCAACACAAACAACAACAACAGCAACAACACCAGCAUCACCAUCAACAACAACAUCCGCAGCAGCGGUACCAUCAACCACAACAACAAAGCGAGGUACACCAAGAAGCAUCGCCAAAACUUAAACAAACUCAACCGAGAGAUCCUUUUGAGAGGGUCGCCAUGGUACAGAAGGAAGUCGACUCGCUCACGGAUCAGGUGCGGCAGUAUGGUGGUGGCUCGCGGCAGGACAAGCAGUACAUGUAUCUGGACGAGAUGUUGACGCGCGAGUUGAUAAAGCUGGACGACAUCGAGACCGAGGGCAAGGAGAACGUGAGGCAAGCUCGUAAGCAGGCCAUCAAGAGUAUACAGGACUCGAUUGGUCUGCUCGAGUCAAAGGCACCACUACCCGGACAGCACCAGCACCAGCAGCAGCAGCAGCUACUCGAGGAGCAAAAGCAAUCGGUGAUCGAGCCCAUGGAAAGUGAGAAUAAACCCAUGGAAACCAUGGAGACGUCCGAGGCACCAUCUCCACCAGAGGAACAGAAGGCUAUUCCAUUGCCCCCUCCAAGUCCACCCUCUCCGACUAAAACUGUUGCAGAUAUGCAGACACAGGAGAGCAGCAUCAUCGAAAACUCACAAGGGAGUCAAACUAUCGUCCAGAGUCAAGAAGAAUCGGGACAGAACAUCGCUGACUCUCAGCCGGAAUCCGUCCCACAAGAUACCACAACCAGCGCUCCAGAAAAGGUAUCCGAAAAGCCAGAGGAGAACCAGCGGAACGUCGAACCAACGGAGAACAGCACCGAUACUCAACUGCCUCUGACCAAUAACAACGAAAUGGAAGUUCGGCAAUCCUCGCCCGAGAAGGAACUGUUCCUUGGGCAGGAAGGUCAAAAGGCGAAUACAGAGGCCGUGGCCAGUGAGCCAAAGCCGAAGCUAGAGACGAUCGAUGAGCCUGUCAUCGAGCCAACCUCCGAUACCACCCUAAUUGCGUCUAUCCCGAUUGAGAAAGCGAAGAAAGAUCCACCGCCGGUGCCGGCCAAGCCCAACAAGUCCAAAAAAGUCAAGAAACUUAAUCAACAAUCGGAGCCUGUUUCAGAUACGGCCAUACCUCUGCCAGCGCCUGGCCAAACGAAUUAAGAAACAGAGCUUAGAAGCGAGAGGGAGAUUCGAUCUGACAAGCAGCGGAGUAGUAAAGGGCCGAGGGAAUUAGCAAGGAAGGUUUGGUUUGGCUUGGCUUGGCUUGGCUUGGCUU
Molecule: messenger RNA, 2266 nt
Organism: Ceratosolen solmsi marchali
Lineage: Eukaryota; Metazoa; Arthropoda; Insecta; Hymenoptera; Agaonidae
Gene: stv
Product: BAG domain-containing protein starvin
Exons: 7
Coding region: 79-2151 (690 amino acids)
Biological process (GO): protein stabilization
Cellular component (GO): membrane; cytosol; cytoplasm
Molecular function (GO): protein-folding chaperone binding; adenyl-nucleotide exchange factor activity
Source: RefSeq, a predicted model, not a curated record